Cylindrotheca closterium is the source of this 759-nucleotide messenger RNA. The record is from the annotation of a GenBank genome assembly. Lineage: Eukaryota; Bacillariophyta; Bacillariophyceae; Bacillariales; Bacillariaceae.
AUGAAGGCACCUUCCAGGAUUGCCAAGUCUGUGGUCAUCACAAACCUUGUCAACAGCAUUAGAGAUAGCGCGACAGAACAAGGAGGUGGCGGCUUCGUUCGGUUUGACAGCUCAAGUGGACUUUGGUACGAAGUUGGUGAGAAGAUUGCCCGAGAUAAAGUGGGACAAGCCCUGAGGGAUGCAGCGCGUCUCCAAAGCGAGAAGCGUAAAUCGAUAACCAUUGACUCAUCAUCAUCAUCAUCAUCCUCGUCACAUCCUCAUCGGGAUGAUGGUCGAUUUCCUCUUGCAGAACCCAGCAUCACGCCUUCAACAACUCCAGACAAUACUGUAGCAAUGGUCAAACAAGAACGUAGUGGACAAUCAGUAUUGAAGUGGACCCAUAACGAAGAUUCCGAAAGGCUCUCACCUUCAUCAGCGCCAACGAUCGCUAAGAAUGAUAGUGGAGCUGACAACAACAGUAGUAGCUUUUGGUUCCGGCAGAACACAACGGCGAUGCCCAGAACACGAGGAACUACUCAACAUUCCAGCACCACCGACGAGGAGGUGAUGGCAGCUUUUGCUGAAUCGCUAGAAGGAGAUAUUUCGAGCCACAACCAACGCCAUCAACAGCAGGCAAGAACAGGAUCACCUAGCAUCAUGCUCUUCUCCUCUGAGCGCGUCCUGUCGCCUCUGCCAUCAUCAUCAAUACCAUCAUCAUCGUCAUUGGAAGGAAUCGAAGCUGCUGAUGCCUUGUUGGAAUGGUUCGAAAAUGACAUUUGA